Messenger RNA from Parascedosporium putredinis, 735 nucleotides. Lineage: Eukaryota; Fungi; Ascomycota; Sordariomycetes; Microascales; Microascaceae. The record is from the annotation of a GenBank genome assembly.
AUGUACGUCAUUACCUCUGACAGGCCCGACGGUGGCUAUCUCUCCGACGAGGUCGAACUAAAACUGCCCGACGACAAGUGGGCCAUCGACGGGACUCUUUUCCAGUACAAUGACCAGCUUUGGUUCGUCUGGUCUGGAUGGGCUGAUAACGAAAACAUUGAGCAAAACCUAUACAUCUGCCGCAUGAGCAGCCCCACUGAGGCGACCGGGCCCCGGUACGUUAUUUCACAACCUCGCGAGCCUUGGGAACGCAUUGUAGGCAACCCUUGGAUAAAUGAGGGACCUGAGGCUAUCGUUGACCCAGAUGGCCAAUUGCACAUUGUCUACUCGGCGGACGGCAGCUGGAGCAGUAGCUAUUGUCUCGGCGACCUCCGCCUGAAAAAGGGCGGUGACCCUACAAACGUUUGGGACUGGUAUAAGUCAAACGGCUGUGUCAUGGGGUCUAAUAAAGACCAAAUGAUGGCAGGGUGGGAUACAACUAAAGAUGUUAACGGGCCGGGGCACCAUACGUUUGCGAUUCUGGGGGAUAUUGGCGGUCUUAAUUCUCCCAAUACGAAGUACCCAUUCAUGUAUCAUGCGGUUGAGAAAGGAACGGAGUAUAGCUGGGAAAACCGCCAGUGGUUUAGUGGAAGCUUCCACUGGAUCCCUGAUAUCACAUAUUCGCGCGCCAACGUGCCAGGGGAUGGUGAGAAUUCCGGCUGGAGCCCGAAGCUCACCGAGGAGAGUUUAGCGUGA